ACCUUCAAGCUCAAUCAAGCAUAUUCUGAGAGAAAGGUGAUAAUGUCACCAUCACGGCGGCUACUGCUCUCCUGCCCACUCCGCGGCAGCAGCAAGAGCAGCCGGAUCCGAGGUGUUACCAAUCGGAACGAUCCUGCAGCAGCCCAUCACCAUCCGAACGAACCAUCGCUUCUUUAUCACCAUCCCACCACUUCUGGGUUCCCAUUCUUCUCGAAUAAUUUCAUCUUGUCUCCAUGGGACCCGUGUCCAAUUGGAGUGCAUACUUGGAGCUCCCGAUUCCUUAGUGUGCACGAAAUUCGACGCUUGACCUAUUUUUCCGUCGGAGAUCCGUUGCUAUUGGAGCUGGGUUACCAGAGCGGCGAUAAUCAGGAAUUUGAUGUCUCAAGCGAUGACGAUGUCGGAAUUGAGAGCCUUGACUAUGAUCCUAUUCAUAGUGUUGUAUACGAAAAACUUCAUAUGCGGCAAAGUAAUCGUAGAAUCUAUGGGUAUACAGGACUCACACUUGCAAAGUGGACGAUUACAAUUAUGAUAGGACUUCUUGUUGGACUGAUUGCGUUCAUCAUCGAGUCUUCUCAAGAAAUUAUUAUUACCUACAAGAAAGAGUGGACUAGUAAAUUGCUAGAGCACGGGUUAGGGCUUGCAUUUUUUAACUACGCAACAAUGGGUGUAACUCUGGUUCUUCUUUCAAGCUGCUUGGUUAUAUUUUGGGCUCCAGCAGCCGCCGGUGGUGGUGUUACUCUUGUCAUGGCUUAUUUGAAUGGGAACGAUAUUCCUGAUUUUUUCCGGCACAGAACUUUCUUUACGAAGAUAUUCGGCACCAUCUGCACAGUUUCAUCAGGAUUACCUAUUGGGCAAGAAGGACCCAUGGUUCACAUUGGGGGUGCAAUUGCAUCUGAACUAACGUGGAUGCGCGGUCAGUUUCCGAUAAAAAAGCAUAGCGUUUGGCUCCCACAAACCUGGUUCGAAAAGUGUAGGCAGUUUACACUGCAAGCUUGGGCAUUCGAUUUUCAUAACGAUAAGGAUCGGCGCGAAUUCAUUUCGGCUGGAGCUGCAGCUGGGUUGGGAGCUUCUUUUGGUGCACCGAUCGGUGGAGUCUUGUUUUCUAUGGAGGAAGCCUCCAGCUUCUGGUCCAGAAAGGUCAUGUGGCGGUCUCUCUUAUGUACAACAUGCACAACCAUGGGUUUAUCAUGGCUAAACAAAGGGCAAUUUUCUUUCUUGUUGCCUGGGACAAUCUCUUUUCAAGGUCUCAAGCCUGAAUUUGAUCUCAUAGACCUGCCACUCUUUGUGGUCACAAGCGUCUUGGCUGGUGUUAUCGGUGCUUUCCUGAACAUCUCCCAUGAUUGGCUCGCUCAUUUUCGACCAUCCUCAAAGUAUCGGUCUCUGAGGGUGCUUGAGGCGUGUCUAGUGACAUUUACUUCAAUCGCCGCAAUUUUUUUGCUGUCCUAUUAUUUUGGACAUUGCCUACCCCUUCAGAAAGGCCAAGAAGACGAUGAUUAUUGGUACCGUUACACAUGUCCGUUACCAGAUGAGGAAUCUGGUGUCCAUUACUACAAUGACUUAGCCUCUCUCUACUUUGCCAUCCCACGUCAGACAAUCCAGCAGCUCUUAGCAUUAGGAGGCACUGGAGAGUCUCCGUUUACCAUUGGCAGUUUGGCCAUCUACUCGAGUUCUUUUCUUUUGCUAUUUAUCCUGGCCUAUGGCAUUGCGGCUCCAGGUGGCAUCUUUAUGCCUUCAAUUAUGGUUGGUGCAUCUUUCGGAGCAUUUAUGGGGGCCGUUUUUGUUCUCUUCUUUCCACAGUGGUCAGUACAACCGGGUAUGCAUGCGCUUGUGGGAGCGACUUCUAUGCUUGGUGGAGUUUUUCGAACCUCUAUUUCACUGGAAUAAUGCGAUUCUAACUACUCUUCACUUCUAUGAUUAUAUAGAAGCAUAUUAUAUCAGUUUAAGAAUGUUACUAAUGACCAAAGUGUAAAUACACUUAAAAAUUUAGACGUUUCAACAGAUUGAAGUCGGAAAUAAAGCAGGUGGUGAUCAUUGUGGAAGGCACAGGAGGAAUUGAGUUGUUGCUGCCCGUUAUACUUGCUAUUGUUCUCUCCAAUUGGGUGGCCCACCAUAUUCACACGGAAGGGGCAUAUGAAUCCGACUUGGAGCGAAUUGG
Messenger RNA from Physcomitrium patens, 2155 nucleotides. The record is from RefSeq and is a predicted model, not a curated record. Lineage: Eukaryota; Viridiplantae; Streptophyta; Bryopsida; Funariales; Funariaceae.